AUGAUCUCUUGCUCAUUCUCCAUUGAAGCAUUCAGUAUCCCCUGCCUCUUCACACUUGCAACCGUCCUUGUACUCACCUUAUUCAUCAUCCGAAAACAGAGGUCCAAAACCGCCGCUCUAAACCUGCCGCCGGGCCCAUGGAAGCUUCCCAUCAUAGGAAACAUCCACCAGAUGGUCGGCGACCAACCCCACCGCCGACUCAGAGAUCUGGCCCGCAAAUACGGUCCCGACGUGAUGCAGCUUCAGCUUGGCGAACUCUCUCACAUCGUGAUCUCAACCCCUGAAGCCGCCAAACUGGUGAUGAAAACCCACGACUUGGCUUUCGCUUCCAGGCCUUCUCUCCUCGCCCCAAACAUACUCUACGAUGGCUGCAAGGACAUAGCUUUCGCGCCAUACGGAGAGUACUGGAGACAGAUGCGCAAGAUCUGCACUCUGGAGCUCUUCAGCGCCAAACGAGUUCAGUCAUUCCGCCACAUCAGGGAAGAAGAGGUGUCCAAUCUCGUGGCUUCUCUGACUCGUUCUGCAGAUGCAGGGGAGCCUGUGGAUCUGACUCGGAUGCUGUUUAAGCUAACGAGUACCGUUACUUCCAGGGCCGCGUUUGGGAAAGUACAGGAGCUAAACGAUGCUUUUCAGAUCGUUCUCGACAACAUUUCGGAUGUCAUUGCAGGUUUCAGAGUCUCUGAUCUUUAUCCUUCCAUCAAAUUCCUCCCUGCCCUCACUGGGUACAGAACAAAACUGCAAAAGAUGCGUAAAGCAUCAGAUUCGGUGUUGGAGCAAAUUAUCGGCGAACACAAGUCAAGAAGAAGGGCGGGAAGAAAAGAUGAUGGCGAAAAAGAGGAUCUUGUCGAUGUUCUUCUGAAUCUUCAAGAAAAACAGGAUCUUGGAAUACCCAUUACAAUGGAAGUCAUAAAAGCGGUGACUUUGGAAUUGUUCCUAGCUGGAAUCGAAACAUCGUUGACGGUAAUAGAAUGGACUAUGUCAGAGAUGAUACAGAAUUCGAGAGUGUUUCAAAGGGCACAAGAAGAGGUCAGGCAAGUGUUAGGUGAGCGAGGAAAAGAUGUUGACGAAUCGCACCUUCAUCUAUUGAAGUACUUGGACAUGGUUAUCUCGGAAGGUUUAAGGUUACAUCCUCCUAUUCCUUUACUUAUUCCCAGAGAAAAUGGUGAGAAGGUGGAGCUCGAUGCAUAUAAUGUCCCAAUCAACACCAAAGUCAUUGUAAAUGCAUGGGCGAUCAAUCGAGAUCCUCGUCAUUGGGCCGAGCCGGAGAAAUUCCAUCCCGAGAGAUUCUUGGACUGCUCGACGGAUUACAAGGGGAAUGAUUUUCAGUUCAUUCCGUUCGGUGCUGGAAGAAGGAUAUGUCCCGGGAUUUCUUUUGGGAUGGCGGUUGUCAAACUGACCCUGGCGAAUCUGCUCUAUCACUUUCGGUGGGAACUUCCGUCCGAAAUGAAACAAGAAGGUAUUGAUAUGACUGAAAGUUUUGGAACGUCACUAAGAAGGAAGAAUGCUCUUCGCUUGAUUCCAGUUUCGUAUGAUGGCUUGACCUAAAUGGAAGUCAAAAUGUAUAACUGAAAGUGAAGAUUCUCAUUACGAGAUCUUCUGCUUCCCCUUUUUCAACUUGUUGCUUGUGAUUUCUUC
Linum tenue is the source of this 1635-nucleotide messenger RNA. Lineage: Eukaryota; Viridiplantae; Streptophyta; Magnoliopsida; Malpighiales; Linaceae. The record is from the annotation of a GenBank genome assembly.